AUGGGGAAAGUUCUCAGAAAAGCAGGGAUUUACCCCGGCAAUCUCUCGCCCAGUGUUAGGGAGAUGGAUGCAGUUGUUACACGACAGGGAUGCAGAUUCCGGCUUCCAGCCUGUAAGUUUGGCAAAAGUCGGAGCUCUGCAGUCCACGCGCUGCGCGUCUCCGCCAGGAGCGCUUUCCCGGCAGUGGCAGAAGCUGGGCGACUGCGCCUAAGCCCCGUGUUCUCAGCAGAAGUGCCCCCCCCUCGGCCCCCCAUACGGAGGGGGCCGCGGCCGGCUGGGCGCAGGAGGCGUAGCCCGGGGAGCCAGGCGCACGCGAGACGCCGGGGCCCGCGCGGGUGGCGGGCUGGGGCUGACACGGCCCGUAGCCUCGGCCGGGUCGCUCUCGGAGAGUGGGGAGAGAGCCGUGGUCGGCGCUCCGCUCCGGGUCGCCUCUCCUCACCCCGGAUCCUUUUCUCUCUCUUUCUGUACCCCUGCAGCUCCAAGCGCCUGGUGACCCUGGCUCGGGGACUUUCGCCCGCCUUUCUGCGCUUCGGGGGCAAAAGGACCGACUUCCUGCAGUUCCAGAACCUGAGGAACCCGGCGAAAAGCCGCGGGGGCCCCGGCCCGGAUUACUAUCUCAAAAACUAUGAGGAUGACAUUGUUCGAAGUGAUGUUGCCUUGGAUAAACAGAAAGGCUGCAAGAUUGCUCAGCACCCUGAUGUUAUGCUGGAGCUCCAGCGGGAGAAGGCAGCUCAAAUGCAUCUUGUUCUUCUAAAGGAGCAAUUCUCUAAUACUUACAGUAAUCUCAUAUUAACAGGCUUCCUGGCAUUUCACCAGGAAUUGCUGAGUGGCAACCAAAUUGUUUAACUUCUGAAAAAGCACAAGUCUCUUCCAACUUUUCUUCUUGUACCUGGUGAAAACCCAACAGCAUGAGGUGAAAGCCAGAUUUAAAUGUGCUUUGGUGAGCAGAGAAGAGGAUUAUAGAUUUCAUAAUUAUAGGCCUUGUUUUUUGCUC
This is a messenger RNA of Panthera uncia (snow leopard), 994 nucleotides long. RefSeq lists its product as uncharacterized. Bases 1 to 846 code for a protein of 281 amino acids. The transcript is spliced from 5 exons. Lineage: Eukaryota; Metazoa; Chordata; Mammalia; Carnivora; Felidae. The record is from RefSeq and is a predicted model, not a curated record.